Molecule: messenger RNA, 811 nt
Organism: Aspergillus pseudonomiae
Lineage: Eukaryota; Fungi; Ascomycota; Eurotiomycetes; Eurotiales; Aspergillaceae
Exons: 2
Coding region: 161-748 (195 amino acids)
Source: RefSeq, a predicted model, not a curated record
UGCAGGACAGCGCCCUGGCCAAGACUGUCAAGCGCCAGAACACGAGCUCCUGGAAUCCUCCAUCAGAACUGGUGACCCCUCUUAACGAGGUAAUACUUCCAAUCGCAGAUCUCGGACCUUCACUAACGACCCACAACAUCCAUAGGUAUGGGAACACCAAAUGUCAACCUACAGCGACCCUCUCGGAUUCCGCAACUACGGAUACGACCAGGUCAUCGACGGCAAGGGCAAAAUCAACUAUUGCGUGCGGUGGGACUCCACCCAGUCUGUGACCCAGGCACAGCGGGAACAGGUCGAGACGGCCCUGCGGCGGUCGUUCAACAAAUGGAUAGCCGAACUGGCCGGCUUCGAUGGGUUCCCGUACGAGACGGUCGAUGUCAAUGUUGUCGGAUGGGCUGUCAAGGAUAAGGCCCUGCUGCAGGGCGACACCUCGGGUGUUGAGGUGUAUACCACCACCGAUGAAGAGGGUAUCCCGCAGUGUGACCCGGGCUGUGGACGAUUCUUCCACCAGGAUAACGACUACAGUGCCUGCGCUGCUGGGGCUGACCGCCACUACGACCAAAGCCUGUGGCUCACUGAUGGUUUCGAAGGCGGCGCCGGUGGUGACUGGGGCCAGCGUAUCGGGCAAGAGUAUUUCAUGCAGAACCUUGAGCUCGAGGAUAUCCACAUUCUCCUGCAUGAGAUGGGUCAUACUUUUGCUCUGGAUGGUACGCUAUUCCUCUGCGGUUCUAGGAGACAUCGACGCUGAUAUUUCUAGAUUUCUAUGACUGGACCCCGACUGGUCAGACCAGCUUCAUCAUGCUGGCUGGCA